GACUGAUCCAGCGGCCACCGCACCUUCCGGAAUUACUAGUUCAACUGCUCCCGCAACAACCGCGGUAGAGGCUAAUAUUGCUGCCGGGGAUCUUCAUGCCACCACCACGACCGCAGCGGCCUCGUCCAUGCUUGCGAGCGCGUAUGAUUCCAUUACGGAAACGUACCACAGUGCCGUGAACGCAGUUUCUGGCCUCAGUCCUUUCUCCUCGGACAGCGCCGCGGAAAAUGGGAGCGCCGCGGGCGGGUUUCUUACUGGCGGAAUCAUUCAAAGCAUGGCGGAAGCCGCCGCUUACACCGGGGACCGCAUUACGCAGGCCGCUUUUUCACCUCUGUUCCUGGUGAUGGCGACCAGUUUUGCGCUUUCCUCGAUGAGCCAUUUGGCGUAUCGGACUCCACAGCACCCCCCCCUUAUGCGGUUAGAAGGCAUGAGCAGCAACAUAGAAAUAUAGGACGGCACCAGAGCAAGAAAAAGAACGUAGCUCAUGGUAAGUACGCGUGACACACAAAACUUCAUGUGUGGCACCAGUGCAUUUUUGCAUGGUUUUGUCACCACGCAACAUCGAGCUAAGAGGUAACACCAACUCCAAGGCCAAGGGCUGGAGUUGCUCAUUUGCAUCACAAACUAUUGCAGGGGAGGAGACGCUGCGCACUGUCAUAGGGCGUUGCUAUACCAAUCGCGGAAGGCCAAUCGCAUCAUCACCGGUUUUUAUCAGGCCGUAGUCGGCGAGUCGUGUAUCUUCCAGAACAACGUGCCAUUCGGUGAUUUUGAAGCACGGCUGGAAACGUUGCUGGUGAUACUGCGAGGACUACUGGACGAGUAUGUAAGCGUUGGAAAAAAAGUAGCGCGCUUCUACGUGUUGGACGGACAAAGCUCUUUUGUUCGGUACGUGAACGGAAAGAACAAGAUGCGGAGAAGUUGUGCGGAAGAAGAUCAAGGACAGGGCGUUGGUCAAGCCUUUCCCCUGGGACCACAAGCUGAGUUAUUCGCGCGAGACGAAGCAGAUUUCGAGGACGUACUGGAGGAGGUUCGCAUCUGGCGCAACGAUCAUUUCCUAGGUUUUAACGGCUUUGCUACUCCGAGACCUUUUGCGUUGGAUCCACGAAGCUCGCCGGACAUGACCAAGAGGAAGCAAACUGCAGGGUCCAGCAAGCCGUUCGAAUACAAUUAUGAAAAUGCUCAUGAGCUGCAAGGAGCUCCUUCGGGUUCGGAAACAGAUGCAGCUCCUGCUGUGCCCCAGGAAGGCCUCGUGGUGUUUUACUUUUCCAACUCCGCGAGCACUGUGAUCGAACCGACAGCGUACACGCCAACAUCGCUCGGCGCGGAUUUUUGGAGAGACAAUGGAGCAGCGGCUCCUGCUGCAAGUAUCCCGACAUCUGCGGUGUCCACCCCUGCUGGUGCUGCCGGUGGACUACAUGCAGGAGCCACAUCUUCUCAGUUAGAAGCUGGCUCCGAAACAAGCCGGGUGUUUCUUUUUGAUCAUUUACUGGGCCCUUUUCAUGUAGAGGGAAAUAAUGCUGCGCAGCGCAAUAUGGUUACGUUGGGCGGCGAGAUUCUGUUGGGUUCCAACACGAGCGGCACUUUUCGCAACAUCAGCUUUCGGAAUCCGCCUUUGGUUCCACCCGAGAAACAACAGCCAGCAUCCUCAUCGGAGGAGGUCGCGGAGCAGCAGCUGCAUGGCGGCGCAGGCGAGGGACUUGGUGUGGAUGCGGAAGUGCAACAUCGCAGCCUGCAGUUUGUGGACCGAACGAAUACUGAAGCCAAGGCAGCGCAGGCCACCUCCCAGCCACCUAGACCGGCAACUCCUCCAGCUGCAGCUCAAGAACUUCGAUCACCUGGUCCUCGUGGUGGCACAGCCGUGGCGACGCUGCAAAGCAGCCGAGGUGCUCUGCGCUACGAAACUACAGGAGGUAGUACUACUUCCCCGUCAGACGACCACGUGGCCUCCGCUCCUACUUACGUCGAGUUUUCCCGCAGUUGCGAAGUUUUCCGCGCCUCUCCGUAUUACCCGUACCUGGCUGGCCGCGGGGCAUCCACCGCGCAGCGCGCAACCUCAAAACAGCGAGAAAAGUUUCUGCGCGUCAGCUCUGUGUACCCAACAACGACGAGGGGACGGAACAAGCAUGAGGUGGACUUCUUCGGUCGCCAAGUUGUCACGGCUAGGGACGCAGGCGAGCCAAUAAACGGAAGAGGACCACCGUCGGCCGGCGGCUACUUCCUCGAGUCCGCACUCUCCUUCAUCGAGUCCAGUGCGGAGCGAAUGGUGUCCGGCCUUUUCCGUCGGGCGGAACAGCAGGAGGAUCACCCCGAAUUGCUGCAAAACGUCUCAACUCUGUCCCCACAUGGUACAACAACCCACACCGCGCAAAAUCGCGCCGUGAUUCCGCUCUUGAAACGCCAGGUCGCAGGGUCGGACCCACUGAUCCACCGCUCUUUGCCACGACAGUGGUCCGGAUCCUCUGUCGAAGGGGGAGUGCAGUUCGAGGAACCCGCGCCCGCAGUACCGCCCAGAGUGCUUCAGGCAGCUGGCGUUGGUGGACCACAGCCGCAUCACGCCAAGGCGUUUAAACAGCAGAAAAAGUAAAGUGCUCUUUUUAAUUGUUGCAGGAAAGUUGUAUUCCAAGCCCAGAGGCUGAGGCGAGCUCCAACUCCCUUUGCACGCUCCCGCAGAUGAAUUAAACGCAUAAGCUAUUGCCAGACUGCUGCUGCUCUGUGAUACGAGACACAAU
Molecule: messenger RNA, 2729 nt
Organism: Amoebophrya sp. A120
Lineage: Eukaryota; Dinophyceae; Syndiniales; Amoebophryaceae
Source: the annotation of a GenBank genome assembly